AUGGCAGAGCGACGCAGGCUAUACACGGAAGAAGACAUGCAAGUCGACGACGACAUGCACGACGAUCAGGAACCCAUCAACUCUGUUCAGGAACCCGCCAGGAUACCCGCUCACGAAGGGGACCCCUACAUGUUUGCUUCCGCUCCGUUCGAUUCAGCAGAUGACGAUAUGCUUGAAGAGGAACGUCUUGCAGCAUGCGAACCGCCAGUCGACCCACUUUCACGAGAUGGACAAGAAAAGUUAUCGCCAGAGGCCGCCGCGCUCAAAAUUGACGUACUUCGGAAGUUUCACGAACCGCCGGUCACUGUCCCUUGGGAUGACGUACCAGGAGCUGAUUGGAGUGCCGAAAGUGAGAGGCCGCCGAGUGGCACAGUAAACUGCGAAAACGGAGCAAAGGGGGCAUGGAACUGUCCCAACCCCGGGACGUGGGGCGAUUAUUACAUCUCGUCCAAGAAAGCCGCAUGCCCUGGAUGUGGCCAAGGGAGGGCUUCACAUAUCAAUGAACCCGACCGAAUGCGCUGGGACAUCGCCGCGCCAAAGGAAAAAACAACCGGAGAAGAGCAGGGUAAGACGAAGAAGGGGACCGGGUGGCUGUUGUUCAAGAAGGUCACCGGGCUCAUCGGAGGAAUUACUACUGCACCAUCCAGAUCCGCAAGACCCCGCCCGCCAACACAUCACAGCAACAAAUCUACCCAUUUGUUCCGUGCACUGAUCGCGUUCGGCUACCCGAUCCCCGAAGCGUUGAGAAUAGCUACAAACCCGUUCCGUAUGGAUGGAGAAGCCAGUUCAAAGGUGAUGGAUAUCGUCGCAUGGCUGAGAAAAGAGGGUCGAUGGGGCAAGAUCGAUCUGGGUUUGGGAACUAAGAGGUUCGACAUCGCGCUCCUGGGUCAAAACAGUCACAGUAGCAGCGUCUCCAGGAUGAACAGCGACGAGCUCAUUUCCAGGGCUUUCCCUGAUCGGCACGACCGAUAUGAGGAAUCCAAUGACGAUGAAUUCGAAACUAGGGACAGCGACUACGGCGAUUGCACACUUGAACAACUCAUCAGGCUCGCCGGACUGGCAUUUCCCUCCAAACGUUUUGACACCUAUUCAUAUGAAGCGAUGCGAACCGAGUACGACAAGUAG
Messenger RNA from Parastagonospora nodorum SN15, 1125 nucleotides. RefSeq lists its product as hypothetical. Bases 1 to 1125 code for a protein of 374 amino acids. Lineage: Eukaryota; Fungi; Ascomycota; Dothideomycetes; Pleosporales; Phaeosphaeriaceae. The transcript has 4 exons. The record is from RefSeq and is a predicted model, not a curated record.